Gastrolobium bilobum is the source of this 456-nucleotide messenger RNA. Its product is annotated as transcription factor GTE12-like. The record is from RefSeq and is a predicted model, not a curated record. Lineage: Eukaryota; Viridiplantae; Streptophyta; Magnoliopsida; Fabales; Fabaceae. Bases 1 to 456 code for a protein of 151 amino acids. The transcript has a single exon. Gene Ontology annotation, molecular function: protein binding.
AUGUCAAGAACUGCAUUCCAAGCUUGUGAGUUGAAGAAGGAAGGUGUAAAGUCAAAGAAAGAGAAGAAACAAAGGACAGAUAACAUGGACAGAAACAAAAAUAUGCAGUGUUGGGUGAUCUUCAAUAGGUUGAUGGUAGGAAGAGAUGGUUGGGCUUUCAAACAACCUCUUGAUGUUAAGGUCUUCGAGUUUCUUGAUAACCCUGAGGUCGUAUCCAAGCCAAUAGGUUUGAAGGAUAUUGAGUGCAGAUUGAACAAUUGUUUGUAUUACAAACCUGAAGAAUUUGCAGAUGAUAUGAGGAUUGUAUUCUCUAAUGCAUUGCUAUACCCUUCGAGGAGUGAGAUUCACAUGAUUGCGAUGAGGGUUAGUGGGAAUUUUGAGAGCAGUUGGAAAUAUUUGAAGAAAAAGUGGAUACUUGAGGAAAGAAAAGGAAAGAAAAGUAUGUGCAAAUGUUGA